AGCCACCCUGGCUCGAGGGAGGCGAACGCCUCCUUGGCAUAGCAAAGCCAGGAACGGUUGGCUAUGGGAUGUGGCGCUUGCAAAGCGUCGGACGACGUCUUUGAGGUGAACUUCUAUGACAGCUACAAGCUGGGCAAGAAGCUCGGGCAGGGGACCUUCGGCCAGGUGCGGCUGGCCAAGGACAAGUUCAACGACGCGGAGCUGGCGGUGAAGAUUGUGGACGUGAGGCACUACGACGAGAAGACCGGCGCCUGCACGGGCGAGAUAAGCCGUUCUCGGAACAAGGCAACUCGUGACGAGAUUCUGCACUGGAAGCGCAUUUGCGCCUCGAAUUGCGAACACGUGGUGAAGCUGCACAAGGCCUUCUCCGACAAUUCUUUGUACUAUAUGGUGUGCGAGCGUUGCAAGCGUUCGAUGCUGGACAUGACUGUGGACGGUUUGACGGAGGGGGACUUGUCCAACAUGUUCCAGCAGAUGUCAAAAGGCAUUUUGCACACCCACUCCUGCGGCAUCGUCCACCGGGAUGUGAAGCCGGACAACUUUCUCUGGGGGGGUCCCACUCACAGCACCUUGAAGCUUUGUGACUUUGGGCUGGCCGCCACGAUGCCCGCGGUGGGCAAGCUGGGGGGUAUCUACGGGACGGCGCCCUACAUGGCCCCAGAGAUGCUGAGGGGCGUGGGCUACGACUAUUUGGUGGAUGUGUGGUCCCUGGGGGCGGUGGCCUACUUGCUGUCCUUCGGCAGGUUCCCCUAUACUCCCAUGGAGCAGACCUCCGCGUCCAUGAAGGAUGCGAUCAGCAAGGACUCGCCAGCUUUGCGGAUCCCACUGGAGAGGGCAGCGGAGGGCAGAUGCUCCGAGCAGCUGAUCAGCUUCAUUGCCAGCAGCCUGUGCCGCGACGCCACGAAGCGCUCCUCAGUGCAGCAGCUGCUGCAGCACCCCUUCCUCGCAAUCCCCUCGAGACCGGAAUCGCCGACAGAGGAGCACGAGCCGGCGGAGCCGGACCCGGAUUCCCCGCGGCCGAUGCACGUGCGCUCCAUCGCGCAGAACUUGAUGAGCCGGCCCAGCCCCACGGUGCAGAACGGCAUCGACGAGCUGCUGCAGAAGCUCUUCGACAAGCACGGGGGGGAGGCGGCGGGGUCCAAUAUGUUUUUCUCCGAAGGGGACGAGGACAAGGAGAAGGAGCAACAGGACGACGUGUCCCCCACCAUGCGUGCAGCGGACUGCCGCAUCCGGAAGAAGAACUCCCGGCGCAACGUCAAGCACGCCACCCACUCGGGUGUAAUCUCCCCGGCCGUGAUGGGCCAGCUUGGGGCCAACACCAGCGCUUCCUCAGAGGAGAACGAGGGCGAACCCGAGAGCCCUCCCAACCCCUGAGGCCUUUCGUUUCACACGGAACCGGAAUUUCCCAACCUCGCGUUUCGGGUUCCGGCAUAAAAAGACUCCCC
This is a messenger RNA of Effrenium voratum, 1445 nucleotides long. The record is from the annotation of a GenBank genome assembly. Lineage: Eukaryota; Dinophyceae; Suessiales; Symbiodiniaceae.